This is a messenger RNA of Ahaetulla prasina, 1621 nucleotides long. Its product is annotated as carbonic anhydrase 4-like. Gene Ontology annotation, molecular function: zinc ion binding; carbonate dehydratase activity. NCBI's taxonomy places the organism in Eukaryota, Metazoa, Chordata, Lepidosauria, Squamata, Colubridae. Bases 158 to 1120 code for a protein of 320 amino acids. Gene Ontology annotation, cellular component: plasma membrane. The record is from RefSeq and is a predicted model, not a curated record. The transcript has 9 exons.
ACACACACACACACACACAAACACACACACAAACACAUACAGAGGCAGAGACACACAUAUAAAAAGAAGGAAGGAUGCUUCUGCCAUCAUCGCUAUCACCUUGUCCAGCAGGAGAGAAAGAGACAUCCGCCCGGAUAGCUGGACAAAAUCCCGUCCCAUGGAUUCUCUCAAGAUACUCACAACCCUUACGGUGGCCUUUUGGUUUCCGAGUGGAUGCUACACCAGUUCUGAAGGAUCCUGGUGUUACAUGGAGCCACAAUGUGGUCCUAGAACCUGGAUAUCUCUUGGUCAUUGCAAUGGCAAGAGACAGUCACCCAUCAACAUUAUUCAGAGAGACGCUUCCCACAACCCCAGCCUGGGUCCUGUGAAUCUUGUGGGUUAUGAUAACCGCAAAAAGCUGCUGGAAAUCAAGAAUACUGGAAAAACAGUUGACGUAUCCCUGGAAGAUGGUCUUCAUCUCGCUGGUUUCGGCCUUCCCGCCCGCUAUACAGCCAAAUCCUUUCACCUUCACUGGGGAGAUGGUGCCACACGACCUGGUUCAGAACAUCAGAUUGAUGGCAAACAAUAUUCAAUGGAGUUGCACAUCGUACAUACUAAAAACAACCUUAGCAUCUCAAAUGCUGUGAAGGAUUCAAAGGGCAUCGCAGUGCUGGCAUUUUUUAUCGAGGAAUCUGAGAAGGCUAAGAGCAAAACUGAAGAGGCGUGGGAAUUGUUUGCCAAGAACCUCAAAAAAAUUUCCAAAAAAGAUGAAGAUGUGCUUCUUGACGGCUCUUUUUCUCUGCUGGAUUUGAUGGGUUCCAAUGACUUCACCCGUUAUUACCGCUAUGCCGGAUCCCUCACCACCCCUGGCUGUGACGAGGCUGUGAUAUGGACCAUCUUUGCUGACCCCAUCCCGGUGCCUCCUAAAGUGGUCAGGAAAUUUGCUUCAGAGCUCUCGUCUACGGAGUCUUCAAAGGGACCCCAGCUAAUAAACAACUUCCGUCCCAUACAGAAGAUUGGAGAUCGCAAAGUGGAGGCAUCUGAUGCUUUGAAGUCUGCAGCCACCAUUUUUGUUUUUGCUCCCACUGUAUUCAUCCUCUUCCUGUCUAUCGCCACCUUUCUACCAGUCUUCUCUGUGUAGGGGAGGAUGGCAGAAGUGAACCCUGCGGACUUGCAGUUCCUGAGUGGUCAUAGCUAGGCGACCACCUUUGUGCCCUCCACAUGCUCGAUUUUACCUCCUCCUCAUCUGUAACCAGCUUAUUCAGGGGCAGAAAUCCAGGAAAAUAAAUUUGGAAAGUUGGAAGGUUGCUAAGGAUCAAAUAGUUUCGGUUGGCAAGGUCCAGGAAAAGAGGCUUUUCUGUUGUAGUCCCCGCCUUAUGGAAUAUUCUCCCACUUUGGAAGUGAAGUCCAUUCUGCGACUUGACCUGAGGCCACGACAUAGUUCUGCUACUUAUUUAUUGGGAGUGACCGACUGGUUAGAGAAGAUCUUUAUUCCCACGUCACCCACCAUCUUGGCUGUUUAGCUUUGUAUUUAAUUCUCCUAAUUUUAAUUGCUUUGUAUUGCCUUUUUUUUUUGUAUGUUUUAUUGUAUUGUAAGCUGCCUGGAGUCACUGUAUCAGUGAACUGUGUGGCAAAAUAAACA